This is a messenger RNA of Dissoconium aciculare CBS 342.82, 1358 nucleotides long. Its product is annotated as family A G protein-coupled receptor-like protein. Gene Ontology annotation, molecular function: monoatomic ion channel activity. Gene Ontology annotation, cellular component: endoplasmic reticulum; plasma membrane. Lineage: Eukaryota; Fungi; Ascomycota; Dothideomycetes; Mycosphaerellales; Dissoconiaceae. The record is from RefSeq and is a predicted model, not a curated record. Gene Ontology annotation, biological process: monoatomic ion transport. The transcript is spliced from 5 exons. Bases 6 to 902 code for a protein of 298 amino acids.
CAAUCAUGAUCGACCCAGUUCAGGCUUUCGCCGCGGCGGCGUCCUCGGUCGCUCCCCUGCCCACCGUGGUCCCAUCUCUCCCUGAGUACCAGGUUGCCACCGAGACUGGCUUCAGAACUCUCUGGGUUGUCUUCGUGGUCAUGACUGUCGCCUCGGUUGUUUUCACUGGUUUGGCCUGGAACGUUCCCGCUUCCAAGCGCGUUUACCACAUCAUCACCACCUUCAUCACCGUCAUCGCCGCCCUUUCCUACUUCGCCAUGGCCACUGGGCACGGUGCCUCUUACCACCACGUUAAGGUCAAGGAGUCCCACAAGCACGUUCCGGACACCACCCACGAGAUCUACCGCGAGGUCUACUACGCGCGUUACAUCGACUGGAGCUUGACCACUCCUCUCCUCCUCCUCGACUUGGCUCUGCUCGCCGGUCUCAACGGCGCCGACAUCCUGGUCACCAUCUUCGCCGACCUGAUCAUGAUUCUCACUGGUCUCUUCGCUGCCUUCGGUGCUGAGGGUACACCGCAGAAGUGGGGCUGGUACACCAUUGCCUGCAUUGCCUACCUCGUUGUCAUUUUCGAGCUUGUCUUCCACGGCCGUCGCGCCGCUGUUGCCAAGGGUGGCAAGGUUGGAAACUUCUUCAACGCCAUCGGUGGCUUCACCCUCCUCAUCUGGACAGUCUACCCUAUCAUCUGGGGUAUCGCUGACGGCAGCCGCAACCUCAACAUCGACGAGGAGAUUAUUGCUUACGCUGUGCUCGACAUCCUUGCCAAGCCCAUCUUCGGUGCCUGGCUCUUGUUCACCCACGUCAGCAUCCCUGAGUCUAACGUCGAGAUCGGUGGUUUCUGGUCCCAGGGCCUCAGCUCCGAGGGCGCUAUCCGCGUUGGUGACGACGAGGAGGGUGCUUAGAUUGACCCCAACAGCCGCACACGCUGAGUCUCGCUCAACGAAAUUGCUGCAAAUUCAAAAUGGCUCACGCGCACCAAUGCACAUCCUGUCCACUUGCUCUGAGGCGGUUGAGCGUAUGUCAGCGCAGCCUCCAUCUACGACAACCAAGCAUGGAAUGAUGCGGUAUACUAUCUUGGCAUGAUACCAGAGGGUUCUCUUCGACAAAAGCCUGUCAUUAAUUGUUCUCGACCUGAUGAUCUGCUUUUGCGAAUCACGCACGAAUCGUAGUUAAUGUAUGAUGAGAAAAGAAGCGCUACAGCUUAUUUUCUAAACUUUCCAUUUUCAUUGUCUUCCGUCGAUGACACUGUGUCUUGCUUCGUUUUGGAUUGUUCGAAAGAUCCGUGGUACGACAGACUCGAUGGAUCAGCGACUACUCCAUGACUCUAGCGACGAGCACCUAUGUAGUGCGUUCAAGCA